Molecule: messenger RNA, 1831 nt
Organism: Mytilus californianus (California mussel)
Lineage: Eukaryota; Metazoa; Mollusca; Bivalvia; Mytilida; Mytilidae
Product: putative ankyrin repeat protein RF_0381
Exons: 14
Coding region: 168-1385 (405 amino acids)
Molecular function (GO): protein binding
Source: RefSeq, a predicted model, not a curated record
AGGGAAUUUUGUCUCAGAAUGGGACGAGUAAACAGCCUUGGAAUAAAUCUAGUCAAGGUUGGACAACCCCAGAUACAACUGUGGCCAGCGAAUUUGUGAGCACCCUUUACGACAAUACAAGUUUUGGAUCAACAAUAUUAGAUCUAUUCGAUGAGUCGACACCAAAUAUGAGGACGAGUAAUAACCCAUCUACAAUAGAAAGCUCAAACAUAGAUAACCAAGAUGAAAAACCGAGAAAGACGGUCCAGUUCGAUGAAAAGAUUGAAAGGCUACAACGUUUAGAAUGUAUAAAGCAAUAUAUUCUAGACAAUAAUAAUCGGGAGGAUAGCGCUCUUUGUAAAGCCAUAAAAGAAGGAUCGUCGUAUUCCAUUCGAGUAAUAAAUGAUUUGAUCAAGUCGGGAGAGGAGGAUCUUAAUUUCAGAGACAACAAGGGAGACCCUAUAUUGUAUACAGCACUAUUGUAUGAACAGUUUGACGUUGUGAAGUUGUUAAUUGAACACGGAGCAGAGGUCAACCACAGAAACAAACAGUGGGAUCCAAUCAUAUAUACUGCCGUCCAGUCUAACAGAACAGAUAUAGUGGAAAUGAUGAUAGAAGCCGAUGCGGAUGUGGAUUGUAGAAAUAGCAAGGGUGAUACGCUUUUAUACACUGCUGUACUGUCCAAGCAGAAGGAAAUGGUCAAUCUUCUUAUAAAGUACAGUGCUGAUCCUAAUAUUAGAAACAACCUAGGAACGUCAUGUUUAGAAGAAGCAAUGACAUCGAAUCAAUUGGAUCUAAUGCAAAUUCUCGUGGAAUCAGGAGCUGACAUUGACAUAAAAGAUAAAGAAGGAAAUAAUUUAUUGCAUGUUGCAAUGAUGUUUAAACAAAUACGAUGUUUGGAAAUUUUGUUAGAUCUCGGUGCUGACGUAAAUAUUCCCGACAAAGAGGGAAAUCCUGUAUUAGAAAUGGCAGUAUUAAUGGAACAAACUGAUGCCAUAACGUUAUUACUUAAAUAUGGCGCCGAUGUUAAUAUCACUAAUGAAAAGGGAAUUCCAGUCUUCUUCAAAGCAGCAAAACGAAAAGGAUGUGAUACAAUGAAACUGAUGAUAAAAGGCGGAGCUAAUGUCAACAUACAGGACUCACUGGGAAACACGGUCUUAUUUUUAGCAAUUGAACGGAAUAAUUGUGAAUUGUUGAAUCUUUUAUUUGAUGUUGGCUGUGAUGGAAAUAUUCGCAAUAAUGAGGGACUAUCAUGUAAAGAAUAUGCUUUAAAUAUCAAAUCAGACAGACAUAGUGUUAUCAAGACACUUUUAACAUCUGGAUGUAUCAGUUACUCUGAUAUAAUAAGUCGGGAUAACAAGACAGCAAUGCAAUUGAAGGAAAGAGAAGAGAAUGCAGGCAAGUAAAUUUUCGUUUGAUCAAAUAUAAUCAAAAUACUGUUAUGAUCAGUUAUUACUUCUCUUCAGAAUUGUCAGAAUAAUCUGUCAUAGAAUUGUUCUAUUCUGUCCUAAAGCAGUUCUGGGGUAAAACAGGAAAACAGCUGUUCUAGGGCAACAGUCUGAAUCUUGAACUGUCAAAAUCUGUUUUAAGGUGAUACCGUCGUAAAAUGUUAUAAGGAAGAAUGCGAUCUGUCCUUGGGUAGAACUGUCUAGAUCUGUUCAAGGAUAGAACUACCAGAAAAUGUUUUAAGGUAAAACUUACACAACUGUUCUAGAGAAAGAAUUGUCAGAAUCUGUUUUAGGGUAAAAUUGUCUAAAUUUGUUCAAGAUAAAACAACUGUUGUCAGAAACUCAGUAGAAAUAUUUAGAAAAGUUAAUGGUAAAUUUAAGAGCGAUCAGAACCGAUCCAAACU